GUCUGUGGGAAGACGGAAAGGGAAUUGUGGUUACGAGGGUUAUUUUCCGCAUAACGAGGCAAAAACGGCGGUGGAGUGGAUGUGAGCGUGUGAGCGUGUGAGUGUGGACAGGGACUAGACAUUGUUCAUUAUUUCGGCGGAGACGACAGAUCCGGGGCUGGGAGAGCCGAAUACACCCGUGGAAGGGAAAAGAACAGACAACGAAGGAAGGUUAUUUGAGAGAGAACGCGUCUUGGAGAGGUGAUGGCCCAAUCCCGCACAAUGGAGUCCCGCACGGGGCGGACAAACCAGCGCUAUAGCCCAAGCGGCGAACGACUCGUCGCCGGCGUCGUCGCCAUGUCCUCCGACAAGUCUAAGGUACUCUUGAUCCAGUCUGCUCGCCGCGGAGGCUGGGUUCUGCCCAAGGGCGGCUGGGAAUUGGAUGAACCGUCCGCUCAGCAGGCAGCCUGCCGUGAAGCUUGGGAGGAGGCAGGCGUCGUCUGUACCGUCCUGCGUGAUCUCGGCAAGAUCUCAGACAUGCGGACCCCGGCCCAGGUGUCCCAGAAGGCUCCCAGGAUACUGUAUCAGUUUUUUGAGGUCCGCGUCGAUCGGGAGGAAGCCCAGUGGCCGGAGAUGCAUAAGCGGAAACGACAGUGGGUUACUUAUGCGCAGGCUGCAGCGGCGUUGGCGAAUCGCCCUGAGCUUCUGGAUGCGCUCAAUCGCAGCUCUGUCAAGAGAUAGCUCUUGGCCUUUCCCCCCCGGCUCCUUUCUUGAUCCGGUUCCUUUGGGCAAAUUGGAACCUCAACAUUUAAAACACAUAUGUACCUAUCGCCUGUUAUUUAUUGGCCGCUUAUUGCUAAUUUGUUCCAGCAUCCCGUGGAACUUCCCGUUUUAUUCUUGGAGACCAUCUAUAUAAAACCUGUCGUUUCAACC
This is a messenger RNA of Histoplasma capsulatum G186AR, 912 nucleotides long. RefSeq names its product NUDIX/MutT family protein. The coding region runs from base 244 to 720 and encodes 158 amino acids. Gene Ontology annotation, molecular function: bis(5'-adenosyl)-pentaphosphatase activity; diphosphoinositol-polyphosphate diphosphatase activity; endopolyphosphatase activity. Gene Ontology annotation, biological process: diadenosine pentaphosphate catabolic process; diadenosine hexaphosphate catabolic process; diphosphoinositol polyphosphate metabolic process. The transcript has 2 exons. NCBI's taxonomy places the organism in Eukaryota, Fungi, Ascomycota, Eurotiomycetes, Onygenales, Ajellomycetaceae. Gene Ontology annotation, cellular component: cytoplasm; nucleus. The record is from RefSeq and is a predicted model, not a curated record.